Molecule: messenger RNA, 4281 nt
Organism: Siniperca chuatsi (mandarin fish)
Lineage: Eukaryota; Metazoa; Chordata; Actinopteri; Centrarchiformes; Sinipercidae
Gene: vldlr
Product: very low density lipoprotein receptor
Exons: 20
Coding region: 451-3039 (862 amino acids)
Molecular function (GO): calcium ion binding; protein binding
Source: RefSeq, a predicted model, not a curated record
GCUGUGACUGUCGCUUUGUAAUAGCACUAACAAACCGGUCACCGGGGCCGCUCGUUACCGUCAAUUUCAGGAAAUGGAUUUCAGCUCGAGAGGAGCGAACUGUAGCCCGAACGCCCCUGACGGCGCGUGGUUGUAGCAAGAGCUCAAAAGGCGCGUGGUCUGCGCGGCGGCCGCCUCCGUUUUAUUCUCACGUCUCCUGUCUAGGUACAGUCCUCUGCGGCGCGUGCUGCUGAUCGGUCGGUGGCGUCGGCAGGAGCAGCCGUUCUGUUCGGUUCUGUGUAUGAGCGCGCCUGUUUGUUGCGUGUGUAUGUGUGGUUUGCGCGUGAACCGGCAAAAUCAAAGACCAAGCAGGCCAGCGCGUGCCAGCAAGAAAAGCAGGCAGGCAGGCAGUCAGGGCAGAGAGGCAGCCCGCGAGCGCUCAGCUAGCAACCGUACGUUACACUGUGAGAGAUGGUCACGUCUACACCGGGGAUCCUUCUGCUGCCGAUGCUAAUUUGUCUCCAGCACUGCAUUAACGUCAACGGUACUAAGACAGAAUGUGAGGCCAGCCAGUUUCAGUGUGGAAACGGUCGCUGCAUCCCGUCCGUCUGGCAGUGUGACGGAGACGAGGACUGCACAGACGGCAGUGACGAGAAUUCCUGUGUUAGAAAGACAUGUGCAGAGGUGGACUUCGUGUGUCGCAACGGCCAAUGUGUACCGAAGCGAUGGCACUGUGAUGGGGAGCCGGACUGCGAGGACGGGUCCGACGAAAGCGUAGAAAUCUGCCACAUGAGGACGUGUCGUGUUAACGAGUUUAGCUGCGGAGCGGGCUCCACUCAGUGUAUUCCCAUCUUCUGGAAAUGUGACGGAGAGAAGGACUGUGAUAACGGAGAGGACGAGGUCAACUGUGGUAACAUCACCUGUGCUCCAAAUGAGUUCACGUGCGCCAGCGGCCGCUGCAUCUCCCGGAACUUUGUGUGCAACGGCGAGGACGACUGUGGCGACGGCUCUGAUGAGGUAGAGUGCGCUCCGUCCUCCUGUGGCCCCAGUGAGUUCCAGUGUGGGAGCUCGUGCAUCCCAGCCAGCUGGGUGUGCGACGACGACGUCGACUGCCAGGACCAGUCAGAUGAGUCUCCGUCUCGUUGCGGCCGUCACCCGACACCGCCGGCCAAGUGUUCGUCCAGUGAGAUGCAGUGCCACUCAGGAGAGUGUAUUCACAAGAAGUGGAGGUGUGAUGGAGACCCCGACUGCAAGGACGGCAGCGACGAAGCCAACUGUCCUGUACGCACCUGUGGACCGGAUCAGUUCAAAUGUGAUGAUGGAAACUGUAUCCUGGGCAGCAGACAGUGUAACGGCCUCAGAGACUGUGCCGAUGGAUCAGAUGAAGUCAACUGCAAAAACAUGACUCAGUGUAAUGGGCCAGAGAAGUUCAAGUGUCGCAGCGGGGAGUGUAUCGAGGUGAGCAAAGUGUGCAACAAGGCCCGAGACUGUCCCGACUGGAGUGACGAACCAAUCAAGGAAUGCAAUCUAAACGAGUGUCUCUUGAACAACGGCGGCUGCUCUCACAUCUGCAAAGACAUGGUGAUUGGCUUUGAGUGUGACUGCACACCUGGACUUCAGCUCAUAGACCACAAGACCUGCGGAGACAUCAAUGAGUGUCUGAACCCUGGCAUCUGCAGUCAGAUCUGCAUCAACCUGAAGGGAGGAUACAAGUGUGAGUGUCACAACGGCUACCAGAUGGAUCCGACCACCGGAGUCUGCAAGGCUGUUGGUAAAGAGCCCUGCCUGAUCUUCACAAACCGCCGUGACAUCCGUCGUCUCGGUCUGGAGAGGAAGGAGUACACUCAGAUUGUGGAGCAGCAGAGGAACACAGUGGCUCUGGAUGCAGACUUUAAUCAGCAGAUGAUCUUCUGGGCUGACCUGGGCCAGAAGGCCAUUUAUAGCACUGUGCUGGACAAACGAGGGGACGUUAGCACCCACAACAAAGUGAUAGACAACGUCCAGACUCCAGUGGGAAUCGCCGUGGACUGGAUCUAUAAGAACUUGUACUGGUCUGAUCUUAGCACCAAAACCAUUUCUGUAGCCAACUUCAAUGGAACCAAGCAGAAAGUUCUGUUCAACAGAGGCCUCAAAGAACCAGCAUCCAUUGCUGUGGAUCCGCUGUCUGGGUUUUUGUACUGGUCUGACUGGGGCGAGCCAGCCAAGAUUGAGAAAUCUGGUAUGAACGGAGUGGACAGGCAGGUUCUGGUGGCGACGGACAUCCAGUGGCCUAAUGGAAUCACCCUGGAUCUGAUCAAAGGCAGGUUGUACUGGGUCGACUCUAAACUGCACAUGCUCUGUAGCGUCGACCUGAACGGAGACAACAGGAAGAAAGUACUCCAGUCUCAAGACUACCUGGCUCAUCCCUUCGCUCUCACUGUUUUUGAGGAUCGAGUCUUCUGGACAGAUGGUGAAAAUGAAGCUAUCUACGGCGCAAACAAGUUCACCGGCUCUGACGUGGUGACGCUGGCCAGCAACCUGAAUGACCCCCAGGACAUCAUAGUGUACCAUGAGCUGAUCCAGUUGUCGGGUACUAACUGGUGCACAGAGAAAGGUGAAAAUGGAGGCUGUAGCUACAUGUGUCUGCCUGCACCGCAAAUCAACAAACACUCCCCGAAAUACACCUGUGUGUGUCCAGAGGGACAGGAGCUGGCUGCUGAUGGCUUACGCUGCAAACGUGACCCUUCUACCAACGAUCCCUCAAAGGAUGAUGGGAAAGCUCUAAUACAGCCACCCCAAGAAGCCAACGUGAGCACAUCGAUCCAGGUGGACUCCACAGCCAGAGGGUCUGCUGCUGCCUGGGCCAUACUGCCUGUCUUGCUGCUGGCGAUGGCGGCAGCGGGCGGCUACCUGAUGUGGAGAAACUGGCAGCUGAAGAACCAGAAGAGCAUGAACUUUGACAACCCUGUCUACCUGAAGACCACAGAAGAAGACCUCAACAUCGACAUCACCCGGCACAGCGCCAACGUCGGACACACCUACCCGGCGAUUUCGAUAGUGAGCACAGAUGACGAUUUAUAAUGAUCGUCUUGGUUUGUUUUUUUACGGCAACCCAUAGAGUUGCAUGGCGCCUCCUCGUUCCCAUGCCGACGGUUGUCCGUAGCAGCAGCAGCCCUUACAGUACGACCACAUGCCUUCUGAAGUGCAUUAUGUCAUUAUCUGUGGAGAGGAUGACCAGAAGAAAUGUUAUUUAUUAUGUGAAUACUACAAUGAAAUAUGUGUCAUAACUGUUUUCACUCCAAAGUGAAGUGUUAAGGAUUUUUUAAUUUAUUAUUAUUUUUUUUUUUCCUUUUGGUCCUUGUCAUUAUUUUCGGGCCACAGCUUCCUGUCUUUUCUUGCCCCGCCCUCUUAAAGGAGGCCAAUGCCAUCUUUUCACAACAGACGAGAGAAACGCAGUGAAUUUCCACAAUUUGAUCGCCCUUUUACGCUUGGUGUUCAAACUGAACCGGAAACCUGACAAGGGCACUCUCCGUCUCGCGCCAAUCGACUUUGCUGGACAGGAUUUAAAACUGGAUCUGAGCUGUCGGUACCCGAUGUGACACGUGUUAAAGACAGCGUGAGACUCCUUUUUGACAGUCUUCAGAGUGGAGAGGGGUCAAGGGUCAUUUAAGAGUGAGGCAUUCAUGGGAAAACUUGAUCUGAUCCAACCUCCUCUGAUCCAACAGGCUCAGAUGUGUGAAUAUUUAUGUACCAUCAUGCUUUGGGCAGUAUAAAUCUAAGAUGUAAGUUUUCUUUUCUUUUUUCAUUUUUGUUUUAUUUGCAACGGUACCUCCUGGAGCGCAUUCUUACAAGCUGUUUUUUCAGUCGGUGGUUAUUAUUAUUAUUAUUAUAUUAUUAUUAUUAUUAUUAUUAUAGAAGCUGUGUAAGGAUCACCAUAGUUACAGCAUUUGUUUAAACAAUUGUAUAUAUUUACCCAUCAUCCCUCAGACAUGACCGAUCAGGACUCUCUUCAAUGCACUUUGACAAAUGUUCCUUGUGUAAAUAAGAUUGUAUACAUUUGACUUGAAAUCAAUUUUUUGCUAUGGUUGGAUAUCAUACCAGGGUUAGAGUUCAGAUGUAUUUAAGAAGAAAGAAAAAGCUGAAAAAAGUUUUAAAAAAACACAACUGAAUUUGGUAAAACUAUUUUGUAUGUUUGUGUGCUGUUGCUGUGAACUUUUUCUAGCCUUGUACAGUGAGGGGGGACACUAUUAAAACUUAAAAGCUCUGUAUCUGUGAAGAAACUGAUUUGCAAAUCACUUGAGAAUUAAAACCUAAUCCACAACA